Molecule: messenger RNA, 2219 nt
Organism: Vicia villosa (hairy vetch)
Lineage: Eukaryota; Viridiplantae; Streptophyta; Magnoliopsida; Fabales; Fabaceae
Exons: 5
Coding region: 391-2019 (542 amino acids)
Molecular function (GO): acetylglucosaminyltransferase activity
Source: RefSeq, a predicted model, not a curated record
UACUCAAACCCUUCAUUUUCUCUUUUACAAUUCAAACCAACGAAAAUUCAAAAUUCCAUCUCCAUCUUUUACCAAGUCAAUUUUCAAAUUAAUAUUUUCCCGAAAAGUCAAUUGUCAAUUUCUUAGCCCUCCUUAACUACCAACGCAUUUUCUUUCAAUUUUCUUUAUUCAGUUUUCGCAACUUCCAAGCUUCAUUUCUCUACUUUAAAAUAAGUUUUCAUUUUUCAACUUCAACAUCAUCGGGGAUUCUUAGUUUCAGGUAAAAACAACUUUGGUUGGAGUGUGUGUUGCCAUUGAUUCUCCUCUUACGUCCUCUAUAUAAUAUAGAUCGAUCCUCGGUCCUUUUUACAUCUCUUAUGGUGGCUGGAAGGUAGACAUGCAUUUGGAGUGAUGGUGAUUAUGGCUCAACCAUUGAAAACAGUAAUUUCAUCCUAUCGUGACCAAGACAAGAAUUCUCGUCUUUCUCCCCGUCUUUCUCCUUUGUCUCCUUGUCGGCAUGGGAGCCGUCAGUGGCGCCAGAUUCGUACUGGUAGUCUGGCUGUUGCUAUAGCAGCACUUCUCAUGUUUACCACUGCUUGGCUUUCCCUUGUUUUCUCUGAUGCAACUACCUGUUGCUUUCAUCGCAUAAAGGACUGGGAAGAUAGACACCACUUUUUAUCUUGGAACAAGUGCCCUCCUAUUCGCCUUUCAAAAGUAAUAUCACCUCCUGCUCUCCAACUAGGGACAACAAAAGAUCAGCUUCACAACGGUAGCAGUAUCAUUGAACAAGGAGGCUUGUCAGUUCAACAUAUUGUUUUUGGCAUAGCAGGAUCAUCUCAACUUUGGAAACGAAGGAAGGAAUAUAUCAGACUAUGGUGGCGUCCCAAUGAGAUGCGUGGCCAUGUGUGGUUAGAGGAACAAGUGGUUGAAGAACAUGGAGAUGAGUUAUUGCCCCCUACCAUGAUUUCUGGAGACAUCUCCUAUUUCCGCUACACUAAUCCCAUAGGCCACCCUUCUGGCCUCCGGAUUUCUCGCAUUAUCAAAGAAAGCUUUCGCCUUGGUCUCUCAGAUGUGCGUUGGUUUGUCUUAUGUGAUGAUGAUACCAUCUUCAAUGUGAAUAACCUGGUUGAUGUUCUCAGCAAGUAUAAUUCCUCUGAAAUGAUUUACAUAGGUAGCCCUUCAGAGAGCCAUUCGGCUAAUACCUAUUUUAGCCACUCAAUGGCCUACGGUGGUGCCGGGAUUGCAAUAAGUUAUCCGCUUGCAAAGGCCCUAUAUGAGAUUCUUGAUGAAUGCAUUGAGAGGUACCCUGGGCUGUAUGGUAGUGAUGAUAGACUGCACGCCUGCAUCACUGAACUUGGCAUUCCACUGACCCGGGAGCAUGGUUUUCACCAGUGGGACAUAAAAGGUGAUGCUCACGGCCUUCUAUCCUCUCACCCAAUAGCACCGUUUGUGUCAAUUCAUCAUGUUGAAGCUGUUGAUCCCUUUUAUCCUGGUUUGAGCUCUUUGGAAAGCCUGAAACUUUUUACAAAGGCCAUGAGAGCUGAACCCAAAAGCUUUUUACAACGUUCAAUAUGUUAUGACCAUUCCCGGCAUCUAACAUUUUCAGUGUCACUUGGUUAUGCCAUUGAAGUCCUGCCUAACAUUGUUUAUCCACGUGAGCUGGAGCGCUCUGAACGAACCUAUUCUGCUUGGAAUGGUAUUAGUCAAAGGAAUGAAUUUGAUUUUGAUGCUAGGGACCCACACAAAUCUGUGUGUAAAAAGCCCAUUCGAUUCUUCUUGAAAGAUACUGGAAGAGAUGUUAAUGCUUCUUGGGGUUCAUAUGUUCGGAGUAAAGAUAAAGAUGAUUUCAAAAGGAAACUUUUCUGUUUUCCUCAAUUUCCCCCUCUGUACAAUGUGCGAAAGAUCGAAGUAGUGGCACAGCCUUUGAGCAAGAAUUGGCAUCUGGUGCCCCGUCGUCUCUGUUGCAACCAAGGCAAAUCUGGCAAGGACAUACUCCAAAUCUCAGUUGGACAAUGUGGGAACUGGGAAGGGGCCUUUUAGCUCGUUUACUGAUUGUGUAGGUCAGUUAUGAAAUAGCAUGUUAGGAUUACUCUCACGUUUUUCACAUGAUUCGGCCUUUUGAGUGGAGAGCUAGUUCCAUGCGGCAUAUUUUUUCACCUUGAAUUGAUCUUUUUUGAACUUAAAAUUUCUAUGUAGAGAAAGGUUUCUAACACCAAGAUGUGAGUAUUCAAUUUUUUCCA